UGUUUUUUUUAUGAAUGAAAGAAUCCCAUCUCCGAGAGCAGCGAAGUCAUUCCGGGAAAAGGCGCACUGACAUUUUGUCGCCACGGUUCACGACAGCGGGUACAUUUCCACAUUUUAGAAGAUAUCAGACACCGAAAGGUGUAUAUGGUUCGAUAACUGAACACUGGGGGAAUAUUAUCCACCAAAUAAGCCAAGGACAAUGCAUGACUGGCGGUCUUGUGAGUGGACGAUAAAUGUCAGACCAGAGAUGAACCAAAACAGCAUGACUGAGUGUCUGAAUCUAUAUUGACUGGUGCUUGGGGGGGGGAACCCGACGAGAGUGGCAUCAUGACAGAGAGAAGCAGCAAAGCCCUGAAGGUGAAGCAGGAAUGCGGUGAGAAUGUGCCCUUCCUGUCAGACAGCGAGCUCAUGUCACUCUCUGUGCGGGAGCUCAACCUCCACCUGCGGGGCAUGUCGCGCGAGGAGAUCCAGAAGCUGAAGCAGCGCCGGCGCACCCUGAAGAACCGGGGCUACGCGGCCAGCUGCCGGGUGAAGCGAGUUUCCCAGCGCGAGGCCCUGGAGCAGCAGAAGAUGGAGCUCCAGAGGGAGGUGGAACGACUGGGGGCAGAGAACGCUGGCAUGAGGAAGGAGCUGGAGGGGCUGGGCGCACGCUUGGCGGCGCUUCAGAGGUUCGCCAGAGGCCUGGAGGCUGGUGGCGGGAACCUUCUGGCCACGGCACCGCGCCUCAACACCGCCUCUGUCAUCACCAUCGUGAAGAGUCCACCACAACCUCAACCACAGAGGGAACAGGACCCUUCCUAGGUUCUGUAAACUGACUGGUGGGGUGGUGGGGGGGUUUUGUCAGUAAAAACAUACACACUUCACACGCUCUCACACACACACACACACACAAUGGAAAAACAGGAACAACAUGGGUAGGAAAAUACUCAACUUCAGCGCUACGCCUCGUUCGCCCACACACAGGAGUCACUAGUUCCUUUUGAGCGCACAUGUGACAUCACUUUGGACCAGCCAAACUUCUUCCCAAACUCCGUGUAAGUACGCUCUACUUAAUAUUAUCCAACAUUCACUUGUUUAGUUCACGUUUACAAUGAAGUCACUUGAGCGAGGCACCGAGCACUGAUGUACAGUCCUGUGGAAAAGUCUUACUAGACCACUAUUAGCUCUGUUGUUUAUGACCUCUUUCAUAAUAAAUACAAAAAUACAUGUUUUUGAGACUGUACUCCUUCGGUAUGGGUCGUCAUCCCCCCCAUGAACGAGGAAGCAGCCAGCUAACCGGCUAACAAAAUCUUAUCUAAUGUAUAUGGUCAUUAAAACAACAAAUCUAAUGGUUGAUUGCAUAGUAUUGUACAUUUAUUAAUUUAUCGCCACACACAUACGCAACCCGCACGGGCUUAAACUGUAACUGAAGCGACUGCACACCCCCCGAUAGUGCAAGUAAUACACCUGUGUCACCGGUGCUUUUUUAUGCAGCCAAAAGGGCAGAGCUUCGUCCACUUCUGCUUUUGGUAACGCGACCAAAACUGUGCAGUAUCUCAACUUCUGCAUUCCGUGUUACUUCAAUAUCGGCUUAUUCGCAGUGUCAGUGGCAUAACAGGGUCGUUAUGGAGGCCUAUAUAUAUCCCAUAAAAGAUCACAUGACUCGUUUCCUCAAAGCAGAGCAUAUUGGAAAUUUUGGGGGGGAGGGUGGGAUUUAGGUGACUUUUACAGUAAAGAAAAGCUAUCAAAAGUUUGACCCAUCAGUGGAUGGGUGAUGUUCAGGGUUUGUACCACUGGUUGCACACCAACACAGUGCCUUCAGUACUUCUAGGAGGUAUCCAACAACGCCUGCUGACCGUCCACCAUCACACCUUGUUUGUUCAUCCAAAAUAGCACACGUGUCACGUCCACCUACAGUUCCUACUGUGCAGUAACUUUUGCUCCACACGGUGUGGCUUCCUCGUAUACGUUCGACUCCCCAACAUGCGUUGGUCAUUUUUUUGUUGUUGUUGUUGUUGUUAAAAACGCGGCCAAUCCUCUACACACAUUCCUAUCUAUGUGUUCUUAUUUGUAAUGUUUGUACGUGCCGUCGAGACGCAAAUGUUGAGUGACAUUUAUCAGAGAUAUAUUCUAUAUUUUAUUUGUAUUUAAAGGUAGAUAUUUUGACAAGCUAACGAGUGCUGUGAUGUUAUCUAUGUUUUCAGUACUUCCAUAGUCAGGGCAAAUGGGGGCGGGGGCGGGGAGGGGGGUGUUAUUCAUGUGUCUAAUUCUUGUAAUGUGUGACAACAAUUUCUACUUCACAAAAUGUUGAAUUAUUAGUUAUGUAGAAAAAUGCUCAAAGCCGACGGCCAUAUUGCUGUGAUGAUUUGUGCACGUGUGUUUUUGCCAUGUUUGUACUGGCUUGCCAUAGUGGAUUCUUGGAGGGAUAUUAUUUUUCUAUGAUUGUUUUUUUGUUAUUUGUGUGGAAAAAUGAGGAAGGCUGAAGAGAACCUUA
Messenger RNA from Doryrhamphus excisus (bluestripe pipefish), 2473 nucleotides. The record is from RefSeq and is a predicted model, not a curated record. Lineage: Eukaryota; Metazoa; Chordata; Actinopteri; Syngnathiformes; Syngnathidae.